AUGGAAAAGAGGAACAGCGUCACAGAAUUUGUUCUCUUAGGACUGUCCAGUGAGCAAAAUUUGCAGAUAUUCUGCUUUGGGCUGUUCCUCUCUUGUUAUAUUACAAUCCUUUUAGGGAAUUUCCUCAUCCUCAUCAUCGUCAGAUGUAGUUCCCUCAUCAAGGAGCCCAUGUACUUCUUCCUCUGCCACUUGUCUCUAAUGGACCUCUGCUACACUUCCACGGUGACUCCCAAACUGGUCAGAGAUUUGCUGUCUGAGACGAAAACCAUUUCCUUCUGUGACUGCAUGAUUCAGCUCUUUACCAUGCACUUAUUUGGUGGGGUUGAGAUUUUCAUCCUUGUGGGGAUGGCCUACAAUCGCUAUGUUGCCAUCUACAAACCCUUGCACUAUGUGGUUAUCAUGAACAUGCAGCGCUGUGCCACAGUGAUUGCAGUGUGCUGGGGAGGAGGAUUUCUCCAUUCCAUCGUCCAGUGGCUUCUUGUAAUUUUUUUGCCCUUCUGUGGCCCUUAUGAGAUCGAUCUCUAUUUCUGUGAUAUUUACCCUCUCCUGGAACUGGCUUGCUCCGAUACUGAUGUGACUGGAUUUUUAGUCCUCGCCAAUACAGGGACAGUUGUGGUGGUUACUUUUACAGUCUUGAUCUCUUCUUACGCCACCAUUUUAGCCAGUCUGAGGACUCGCUCUUUGGAAGGAUGUCGCAAAGCCCUCUCCACCUAUGCUUCCCACAUCACUGUGGUGGCAUUGUUUUUCUUGCCUUCCUUCUUCAUUUACCUCCGGCCAGCCCAGGCCUUCCCCGAGGAUAAGGUGUUUGCUCUGUUUUACACCAUUAUUGCCCCCAUGUUCAACCCCCUCAUCUAUACUCUGAGUAACAGAGAAAUGAAAACGGCCAUGAUAAAGCGGAAAGCCACUCAAGGCUGCAGAUUCUACUGGGAUACUCCGGGCCAUAGCUGUCUACCUAGGCCAUUUGAUCAUUUAAAGCUUUCCUGCACCCUCACUGAUUUCACUGAACACAUGGACAAAACAGCGUCACUGAACUUGUUCUCAUGGGAUUUUCCCCAAACCUGGAGAUGUAGCCAUCUGAUCGACCAGCCUAUGUAUUUCUUUCUCAGUCUGUUGUCUGCCAUGGAUCUCUGCUAUACCUCCACCGUCAUUCCCCAAAUGAUCGGAAACCUACUUGGUGGAAGCAAAACAAUUUAUUUUUCGAACUGUAGGUCUCAGCUUUUUGCUGUGCAUUUCUUUGGCGGGGAUGAGAUCUUCAUUCUAGUGGGACUGGCUUACGACCAUUACAUUGCGAUCUGCAAGGCCCUAUGCUACAUGACAAUCAUGAAGAAGCUUACAUACCACCUAUGA
Tachyglossus aculeatus (Australian echidna) is the source of this 1347-nucleotide messenger RNA. RefSeq names its product olfactory receptor 4P4-like. Gene Ontology annotation, biological process: G protein-coupled receptor signaling pathway. Gene Ontology annotation, cellular component: membrane. Lineage: Eukaryota; Metazoa; Chordata; Mammalia; Monotremata; Tachyglossidae. The record is from RefSeq and is a predicted model, not a curated record. The coding region runs from base 1 to 1347 and encodes 448 amino acids. The transcript is spliced from 4 exons. Gene Ontology annotation, molecular function: olfactory receptor activity; G protein-coupled receptor activity.